Molecule: messenger RNA, 3847 nt
Organism: Calypte anna (Anna's hummingbird)
Lineage: Eukaryota; Metazoa; Chordata; Aves; Apodiformes; Trochilidae
Gene: NHERF2
Product: SLC9A3 regulator 2
Exons: 7
Coding region: 162-1229 (355 amino acids)
Biological process (GO): protein localization to plasma membrane
Cellular component (GO): apical plasma membrane
Molecular function (GO): protein-membrane adaptor activity; signaling receptor binding
Source: RefSeq, a predicted model, not a curated record
CCGCCGGGGGCAGCGCUCAGCAUGGCCGCGCUGCGCAGAGCCCCGGCCCCAGCCCCAACCCCAGCGCCGGCCCCGGCCCCGGCCCCGGACCGCCCCUCCGCCCCGGGCCGCCUAUAAAACCGAACCCCCGCUCCUCCCACCCCCGCUCCGCCGGCCCGGCCAUGGCCAAGGAUCAGCUGAAGCCGCGGCUGUGCCGCAUGUUGAAGGGGGAGAGCGGGUACGGCUUCCACCUGCACGGCGAGAAGGGGAAGAGCGGGCAGUUCAUCCGCAAAGUGGAGCCCGGCUCCCCGGCAGAGGCUGCGGGGCUGCGUGCGGGGGACCGCGUCGUCGAGGUCAACGGGCUGAACGUCGAGCAGGAAACGCACCAUCAGGUGGUGCAGCGCAUCAAGGCGGUGGAGUCGGAGACGCGGCUGCUGGUGGUGGACAAGGAGACAGACGAGUUCCUCUGCAGCCUCCGCCUGACCUGCACCGAGGACAUGGUGCACACCGGGAUCCUCCUCAACUCCAACUCCUCCCCCACCAAAUCCCCGGCGGGCAGUGACAACGGGGAGCUCUGGAAGUCCCAGCUGGAGGCGUGGGGAGGUGACCUCCAGCGGCACUCGCACAGCUUCUCCUCCCACGGCAGCAGGAAGGAUCUAAACGGCCAGAAGGAGCUGUGCCCACGUCUCUGCCACCUGAAGAAAGGUCCCAAUGGCUACGGCUUCAACCUGCACAGUGAGAAGUCCCGCCCGGGCCAGUUCAUCCGCUCCGUGGAUCCCGACUCCCCCGCAUCCCGAGCAGGGCUGCGGCCCCAGGACCGCCUGGUGGAGGUGAAUGGGAUAAACGUGGAAGGGCUGCGGCAUUCCGAGGUUGUGUCCCACAUCAAAUCCCGGGAGCACGAAGCCAGGCUCCUGGUGGUGGACCCCGAAACAGAUGAUUACUUCAAGAAGCUGGGGGUGACCCCCACGGAGGAGCACACCAAAGGUGUGGUGCCUCAGCCCAUGACAAACGGAUCUGCCCAGACCCAGCUGAAUGGAGGAUCCACAUCUUCAUCUCACAGUGACCUUCAAAGUCCUGGGAAAGAAUCAGAGGAUGGAGACCUGGAGAAGAGAGACCCGUUCGAGGAGAGCGGGCUGAGCCUGAGCCCCACAGCUGCUGAGGCCAAGGAGAAGGUGAGGGCCAAGCGGGUGAAGAAGAGAGCUCCUCAGAUGGACUGGAACAAGAAACGAGAGAUUUUCAGCAAUUUCUGAGCCUGGCUGGGGGCUGCUGCCCAUCACCCUCCUGCCCUGCCCCAGCUGGGACAUUUCUGAGGUGCCUACGCCCUGUCCUUCAGUGUCCACGUGAGAUGCUCUGUGCUCUGCUCUUCACUGGUUGCUUUUACAAGGCGUAUUUUAAAGUCCUUUUUUAUUUUAUUUUAUUUUUUAUUAUUAUUAUUAUUAUUAUUGUUACUCACCAGCGAUUCUCAUAAGACAAAUGUGACCAAAGCUCUGUGUCUUGCUGGCCCUUUGGCUCUGCCUGCCUGCUGUCCCCUGUUCCUGUGAGAAAGGACUGGAAUUGUUUCACUCCUGUUUCUUCCCUGCAUUGUUUAGGCUUCUAGGAUAUAUAAUUUUUUUUAUUUUUUUUUUUUUUUUACUACUUCAGGCUGUUUGUUUUGGUUUUGUGGGUGUCCCAGACUGAGCCCCAUGGGAUGCUCUGUGCCCCUGAGGUCUGAUGGCCUCGUGCCCCUGCUGUGGGGGGACCCACAGGGUGGGAUGUACCCAGCACCCCAUCUGCUCCCACAGUGGGGGAAAAGGGGAGCGACUGGAAAUUGCUUUUGUUGGCUUUGCUGUUGAAAGGAAAAGGUUUUGUUUUGUUUUGUUUUGUUUUAUUUUAAAUGAAGACCCACAUGUUUCCAGUUAGCUUAGGAACCUCCCCCUCCUCACCAGUGACUCCUGCCCUGGCAAUAAAAGCCCCUUUUUCAUCCCUGAUGGCUCUGCAGAGGGGAGAGGGCAGGAUUUUAAAACAAACCCCAAACUCAACAGCCCAGGUGCCUCAGGCCUUGAUGUUUGCAGCCAUGGAUGCAGUGGGGGAAGGCAGAGAUCGGGGCCAUCCCUGCCCCAGGGUGCUGCUGACCCAGCUCCAGCAGAAGAGAAGAGCCACGAGAUGCUACAGAAACUCUUUGGACAGACUUGUGAGGGAUCCAGCUCUGGCCAAGGACUUGGUGUGGAGGAAGCGGGCUGAGUCCUGAAGUGUGCCUGGGUGCUGGGUCCUGGAGCAGGGUCUAGGUCCUACCUGGGUUGUUGCCUCUGGGUUGGUGUUUGGUGCCUCCAGCCUGUGAAGCCAUCACCACUGGGAGGUGUCCAUGGGGUCUCUGGGAAGUGUCCUGUGGGACUGUGGGGUCUCUGGGAGGAGGUGUCCAUGGGGUCUCUGGGAGGUGUCCAUGGGGUCUCCAUGGAGCUGGCUCUGAAGCAGGCAGGGGGGUGAUGGAGUGGGCAGUUGUUCUGGCUUUCUCCAGCCUCCUUUGAAACCAUGCUGCUCUUGGCAUGAGAGCCUCAAAAAAACCCCCGAAAACCAGCUCUUUAAAGCAUUACAAAUGAAGCUCACUUUAAGCUCUUUAUUCCUUGCCUUUGGCUGUAAAUGGGGGCAGAUGACUCAGCUGAGGAACACGCUCAGGGGUUGCAGACCGAGGUGUUUUCCCAGGGCAGGUCCUGGUCCCCUCCCUCUCCCGCAGCUCCUGGGAUUUCAGCUCCAAUGCCAAGGCAACCGUGGGAAGGGACCAGGCACAGCAGGACAAAGCAGGACAAACCCCUGUCCUCAGCUAAAAGCAGAGGAAGGAAUUCCUUGGCCAGGGAUGAGCCUUGUGCAAGAGGUGGCCACGAGCUCCGGCACCGCUGGGUUCCGAGUUGGUGGCCGUGGGGUCAGUCAGGGAUAUUUGAAGGGCUGCGUGUGUAUUUCUGGAGUUUGGAGCUAAAAGGUGCCUUAGGACACGUAGUGCUCUGCUGGGCAGUGGGCUGGGGGUCGGUGUGGGGCAGGGGUCUGCGGGAAUGGAGUCAGGAGCUGGGGCUGCACCGGGGAGCACCCGAUGCCCGUGGCUAUGGGAAGCAGGGAGAGCCUCGGGGUGAAGGAGGUGAGUUCUCUUUUUUUUUCUGAAAGUUAUCUUUUAGCAAUGUUGUUGGGCUGAAUAGGUUGAGAAGAAGGACUUGGGAGAAGCAGCAGUGCAGGUUUUGGUUGUCAGUGAGGAUCCUAGCAGAGGGGUUUGCCUCCCCUCCAGAGCUCUGCCAUUAACCAAACCACCUCUUCCCUACCCUGCAAUGAAGACAAUUCCCUGUUCUUUUCAGCCAGCCCCAAAUAUUUGCUUCUAUAAAUGAGUCACCUUCUGAAGGAGCCCUGGUUUUUCUCAUGGGUCCUUCCUGUGCCUCCAUAGCCAAAGCCCAGCAGUGCCCCAAGGUCUGGGCAGGGCAAUGUUCCCCAUCCCACCCAGCUCCAUCCUCCUGACACCCAAAAGAGAGCUCAGACCUGACUGUAAAUGCCACACUGCCCUGGACCCCUGCAGCUGAGAGGUGGGGGAGAGAGGAGAACGUGUAGUUUUUGAAUGCAGAUCAAAAAAAAAAGAAAUAGGGUGUGCAGGUCUGUACUGGUAAGAUUUCAAAAAUCUUAAUCUCUGCUUAGUCCACGGAAACAGCUCCUGGUUAAAGCACUUAUCGUAUUUCUGACAUCUUGUAGCUCAGUAGCAAUUAUUCAGUUCCUGUACAUUUAACUCGGAAAAGACAAAAAAAAAAAAAAAAAAAAAAAAAAAAAAAAAAAAUCGGUGAAGUAUAAGGCUGUCAGCUACAUUGUAAAAACAUAAUGUACACUGUAAUGUCAGUAAUAAACCUCCUUUUCCCAUGUA